CCGCAGACGUAUAAAUUUUUAGAAGCAAGUGGCAUGAAAAGAAAAAAACUUUCUGCCUGUACCUUUACUCAGUGUCAAUAAAACAACUAUCCUCUUCAGAUUGGAUUAAACUACAUACGAGAUGUUACAACAUUUCAUGCUAUACUUUUACCAGUGGAGUAUCAAAGUUUAUCAAAAAAAAAUAAUAAUUCAAGAAAAUUUGUGAUUUAAUUUUAAGAAAUGUCGUUUAAAAAUCUGAUAUCAUGUCGUGAUGUUUUAUGGUGGAUGGUUUUCUCAGGAAUAGCUGUUAAUUUUAUGCUUAGAGUGAACUUAAAUCUUGUAAUAGUUGCUAUUGUACCACCACCAGAAAAUUCACCAAUUAUAUCACAAUGCAAUCAAAUAGAUAAUACAAAAAUUAACAAUGUAACGUUAUUAGACAAUAGAACAUUAUCAACAUUUGGCAAUUACCAAUUGAAUAGCAGCCGAAUGGUAAAUGAUCAAUUAUUUCGCUGGAAUGAGUAUGAACAAGGUUUAGCAACAGGUGCUUAUUACUGGAUUCAUUGGCUUAGUGAAAUUCCUGGUGGUAUUUUAGCACGAAAGUAUGGAACAAAAGUUGUCUUUGGAAUUGGCAAUUUGAUGGCUGCAUUGUUGGGAUUUUUUUUACCGCUUGCUAUGAAUCAUCAUUUAUACAGUCUAAUUUUCAUUCGGGUUAUCCAAGGAUUAGUUGCAGGAGUCGCAUAUCCAGCGACUCAUGAUAUGACAGCUAAGUGGAUUCCACAAAAUGAGAGAAGUAAAUUUGUCAGUGCAUACAUGGGUGGAGGUGUUGGAAUAGGAUUGACAUAUCCAUUGUGUGGAUUUAUCAUUGAAAAUGUUAAUUGGGAAAUUGUAUUUUAUUGUACUUCUUGCUUUGGAAUUAUUUGGUAUAUAUUAUGGCUGUUUCUCGUCUAUGAUACGCCUCAACAACAUCCUCGUAUUUCUGAGAAAGAAAAAAACUACAUCCUUGAUAACCUAGGAACAUCAGUUGACCAUGAAUAUCAAGAAACAUCUAUUCCUUGGCGAAAAAUCUUGACAUCGUUACCAGUAUGGUUAACAAUUCUCUCUAAUUGGGGAGCUGUGUGGGGAUACUUUACUUUGAUGACUCAAGCUCCUGCUUAUUUCAAGUUCAUUCAUGGUUGGAGCAUUAAUAAAACAGGAAUACUUUCUGGCUUACCACAUUUCAUGACGAUGGUCUUUAGCUGGAUAUUCGCUCACUUAUGUGAUUGGUUAUUAAGAACUGAAAGAUUGUCAAUAACGAAUGUAAGGAAGCUAGCAACAUUCAUCUGUGCAGGAAUGCCAAGUCUUACAAUACUUGGAUUGAGUUUUAGUGGAUGUUAUCCAGCUUUAGCAGUUUUUUUUAUAUUAUGUGGAAUAGCUGGAGCUGGUGCUUCUUCAUCAGGGCCUUUAGCUAAUCUUGUCGAUCUUAGUCCUAAUUACGCAAGUGUUCUUCUCGGUAUUUGUGGACUUGUUGUGGACAUUGCAGGAUUUUUAUCACCAAUUGUUGUUGGAAUUUUAACAAACGAAAAUCAAACGAUUGAUCAAUGGAGAUUGAUUUUUAUUAUAGCAACAUUAAAUAUGGGAUUAAGUUGUAUAAUUUAUUCCAUAUGGGGAACAGCUGAACAGCAAACAUGGAAUCGUUAUCAAAGAGUCGUUGUGGAUGUUGAAGAUAAUAAUUUAACAAUGGAACUUAAAAAGACAGAAAAUAAUCAUAGUUAAAUGAUCUGCUAUAUACUUAAACAUGUACCGUUAUUACAAUAAUGACAAAAAGCAUUUUCAAGCUAUAUAAUAAGCAAAUUCUUUUUAUUCAUGAUACUUCUUGUAUAAAUAAUUUAAUGAAUUCAUCAUAA
Chelonus insularis is the source of this 1862-nucleotide messenger RNA. Its product is annotated as vesicular glutamate transporter 3-like. Gene Ontology annotation, biological process: monoatomic anion transport; transmembrane transport. The record is from RefSeq and is a predicted model, not a curated record. Lineage: Eukaryota; Metazoa; Arthropoda; Insecta; Hymenoptera; Braconidae. Gene Ontology annotation, cellular component: membrane. Gene Ontology annotation, molecular function: transmembrane transporter activity. The transcript has 9 exons. The coding region runs from base 220 to 1731 and encodes 503 amino acids.